AAUCAGCAGGCUGGCCGGCCCCCGCAUCCGUGCACAAAUUUGUGCACUGGGCCUCUAGUGGAGUAUAAAGGGGCAAGGUAGAAGUUAAAGACAUAUCUAGUAAUACAGGUGAGAAAUGAUUGCUUGAACUGGGUUAGUUGCUGUAGAGAUGGGGGGAAAGUUGACAAAUUUAAGUUUUUUUGGAGAUACGGUUUUCUAAGAUUUUGGAAAGAAUCAAAUAUCUGAGUGGGAAAAAAAAUCUGACAGUUGGAUUAGUGAUACUGACAAUGACUUCUUUCCUUACAAAGCCUCUGUGUUUCAGUCUUUGGUGUCUGUGAAUAUCUUAAAGGCAGAAACUGUCUUUUUUUAUUGUACGCACCUAGCAAAGUGUUUGGGACGUAGAAGGCACUUCAUCCAUCCAUCCAUCAUCCAUCCAUCCAUCCAUCCAUCCAUCCAUCCAUCCAUCCAUCAUCCAUCCAUCCAUCCAUCAACAUCUAACAUCUGCUAAAUGCUACUAUGUCUGUCCCAUGCUAGAAGCUAGAUAGUGUUUCCGUAGAGGCCAGAGAAUCCUCUCUCUUUGAGGGACUAACUUUAGAGGUUACCUGAGUUAUCCAGGAAGCAGGCUGAAGUAUGAUCUUAAUGAAACUGAGGAGAAUGUGAUUCUAUGAAAAACCAGCCCUGUUUUGGAAGGCACCUCAUUGCGAGCAUGCUUUCUGCAAUGCCUGCAUCACCCAGUGGUUCUCUCAGCAGCAGACGUGCCCGGUGGACCGCAGCGUAGUGACGGUUGCCCACCUGCGCCCAGUACCUCGGAUCAUGCGGAACAUGUUGUCAAAGCUGCAGAUUGCCUGCGACAACGCUGUAUUUGGCUGUAGUGCUGUUGUUCGGCUUGAUAACCUCAUGUCUCACCUCAGUGACUGUGAGCACAACCCAAAACGGCCUGUGACCUGUGAACAGGGCUGCGGCCUGGAGAUGCCCAAAGAUGAGCUGCCAAACCACAACUGCGUUAAACACCUGCGCUCAGUGGUACAGCAGCAGCAGACACGCAUCGCAGAGCUGGAGAAGUCCUCGGCUGAACACAAACACCAGCUGUCGGAGCAGAAGCGAGACAUCCAGCUGCUGAAGGCAUACAUGCGUGCAAUCCGCAGUGUCAACCCCAACCUUCAGAAUCUGGAGGAGACAAUUGAAUACAAUGAGAUCCUAGAGUGGGUGAACUCCCUGCAGCCAGCAAGAGUGACCCGCUGGGGAGGGAUGAUCUCCACCCCAGAUGCUGUCCUCCAGGCUGUAAUCAAGCGCUCCCUGGUGGAGAGUGGCUGUCCUGCCUCUAUUGUCAACGAGCUGAUAGAAAAUGCCCAUGAGCGAAGCUGGCCCCAGGGUCUGGCCACACUAGAGACAAGACAGAUGAACCGGCGGUACUACGAGAACUAUGUGGCCAAACGCAUCCCUGGCAAGCAGGCUGUUGUCGUGAUGGCCUGUGAGAACCAGCAUAUGGGCGAUGACAUGGUGCAGGAGCCGGGGCUCGUCAUGAUAUUUGCCCAUGGCGUUGAAGAGAUAUAGAUCCCCGCGGGCUGUCAGGAAGAGAUGGAAAUCAGAAAAUCUCAUCACUCCAGUAGCUGAGCCCUGAGUCCUCCCCCCUGUCCUUAAUCUUGUGGCUUAUCCUUGAGCCACACAUCUCCGUGCUCUUCGGGCACUGAGGGGCCCUGGAACACUUUGCUCAGCCUUGUGGGUGGGAAACCCAGGUUCCCUUCUUUUGCCUAAUUCCUUCCCCUAAGAUGUCUGUAAAUUUUCAGUCUGGUUGGGAAAGUCCCCAUUCUAUAUCCACUUUCCUGCCUAGGGUCCCUGGUUCCAGAUAUUUUCAGAAAGCACAAAGAUACUCAUUUUCUCUUGAAGGAUCAGGGUGGAGUGAGACAUUUUGAAUCAUUCCCCUCUUCAAACCCGGGAAUCUGAGCAGGCAGGCCUGUUGACUCUAAACACUUAGCGGGCAGCUCUGGGAGCAGGCAUCCUGAAGAAAUAGGAAGGGUGGAACCAAAACCCUAGAAGUAAUGAGCCAGUAACUGGCCAUCAUUGAUGGCCCUUAGGGGAAGACUGGAACUCUGUGCCAAGCAAUACCUUGUUUAGUCCAUCUUAAAGGUGCAGGCUCCCAUUGGUCUGCAGGUGUGCAGGUUGGGAUGCCGAAAAUUUCCAGAUGAGCUCUUCUUUCCUAUACUUUCUCUUAGUUAAGGAAUGCAGGAGUGGGAGUAGGGGUUAGUCUGUUGGGGUGAAUAUGCUCAGCACGAAGCAGCUCUCUGGCAUUUGCUGAAGUCAGGUAGGCACCUGCCUCUGGCACAGGCCAUAGUAGCUCCCUGCCCCUCCAGCCCUGUGAUUGAACUAGUCAUUUUGAUAAUUCCCUUUGGCCAUUGUGGUGUGUUUAUAUUUCACUCCCUCCCACAUUUUUUUUUUAAGAAUGGCCUACUUAAGGCUACCCCACUUUUCCAGCCCAGCCACAUUGUUGGCAAUUUAAUUUAUUUACUUUUUUUUUUUAAAGAAAGGAAAAAGAAAAAAAUGAACAAAACUUAAAAUUUUUCUUUUAUUGUUCCUAUGGUGGGGAUUCUGAAUAGGGUGGGACAGGGGUGGGGUCUAUUUUAUAUUUUUCCUUUUCAGCACAACCUUUGGCUAUAAUGUAGGAAGGGCCAAAGGAGUCCUUGGCGGAACUUAUGUUGGCUCCAACCCUCCGUAACCCACUCUGAGAUGAGCUUCCUUUCUUCCAGGGAUGGAUGUGACAGGCAGCACCGAUGCCUGAGCCUCUGGGGAACUGCUCCUGGCCCUUCCAGGGUCUCAUCAUGAAAUUUGGAUUUAGAGUAUUAAUUUUGAAGAAACCACCCCAUUUCCUUGGAGACAUAUAGCUGGGAUCUAAGGUUCACCAGGCAAGAUGGAGCAGAAAUUAUGCCUUUGUCCCUGAGUACAGACAAUACUCUGUCCCAUCCACACCCCUGAAUGGCUGCAGCUCCAUUUCAGACUACACAGGCAUUCCUUGACCCACUAGGGCAGUGAUGGCGAACCUAUGACACACGUGUCAGAGGUGACACGCAAACUCAUUUUUUUGGUUAAUUUUUCUUUGUUAAAUGGCAUAUAAAUAUAUAAAAUAAAUAUCAAAAUAGAAA
Molecule: messenger RNA, 3116 nt
Organism: Myotis myotis
Lineage: Eukaryota; Metazoa; Chordata; Mammalia; Chiroptera; Vespertilionidae
Gene: RNF41
Product: ring finger protein 41
Exons: 5
Coding region: 793-1533 (246 amino acids)
Biological process (GO): regulation of canonical NF-kappaB signal transduction; protein K63-linked ubiquitination; positive regulation of JNK cascade
Cellular component (GO): plasma membrane signaling receptor complex
Molecular function (GO): zinc ion binding; ubiquitin protein ligase activity
Source: RefSeq, a predicted model, not a curated record